AUUAUAAUGAUUCUUUUGAGAUGUUUGAUAAUUCUGUGACAUAUAUUGAUGAUUUGUCUGAAGAUUUUCAAUAUACUAAAGAAGUUGUUAAUAAUUUUCAUGAUAAUUAUAGUGAAUGUUCUAGCUCUAUGCAUAAUUAUUUGGAUAAUAAUUUGCUAAAUAAUAAACAAGAUGAUGAAAUUUAUUUGAUGACAGGGCAAUUAAGAGUAAAUGAAAUUAUUCAUAGUAUUUUUUCUAUUGAAUAUCCUCCAACAUCAGAGAAUGCAUUACUUGAUCAAAAAUGUCCUUAUGAUAAUUAUAAUUGUGAUGGACAAUUUAUUGUUAAGAAAAAGGCUAAACUUAAUCUAAAUUCUAAAGAUAAUUGGUUUGUUGGAUGUACAAAAUGGCAAUUAAAAUCUAAAGGAUUAAAUUUCUUUUAUUAUCUUAAUUAUGAAAUUGAUCUUUUAUUAUUAAAAAAAUUAUUUAAAGAGAAAGGAAAGGAAAAACAAACUACAACAAAUAUUAUUCAAUCUCAAACAAAAACUAAAAAAGUUAAAAUUGAAAAUGAAUCUAUAACAAAUUCAUCUAAUAUUACUGAAGCAAAUUUAGAUGAAAAAGAAUGA
Racocetra fulgida is the source of this 602-nucleotide messenger RNA. NCBI's taxonomy places the organism in Eukaryota, Fungi, Glomeromycota, Glomeromycetes, Diversisporales, Gigasporaceae. The record is from the annotation of a GenBank genome assembly.